GGAGGAGGGAGGUACCUGGAACAGGGAGUGAUGUCAGCUCCCAGCUCCCUGCCUUCCCGGAUUCCUGACAUGGUUCGAGAGGGAGAGAGGGUGGGAAAACCCAGGAAGGAGAAGCCAAAGGAUUCAUGUUUUGCAAGCCUGGAGGGGACCAGAGUGCUGAGCUUAUGAACCCUCAGGGGAAGUAAACUUUUGCAGCUGUGCUGGCGAUUUUGCACCCAGAUCUAGACUGUGAUCUCACUUUUCACCUGAGAAACUAGAAGAUGAUGAGUGAUGCCAGCGAUAUGCUGGCGGCUGCUUUGGAGCAGAUGGAUGGUAUCAUAGCAGGUUCUAAGGCCUUGGAAUAUUCCAAUGGGAUUUUUGAUUGUCAGUCUCCAACCUCCCCAUUCAUGGGAAGCUUGCGUGCCUUGCAUCUCAUAGAAGAUCUUCGUGGCUUGCUAGAGGUGAUGGAAAUGGAUGAGAAGGAAGGAUUGAGAUGUCAAGUCCCUGACUCAACAGCAGAAACUUUGAUUGAAUGGCUUCAGAGUCAAAUGACUAAUGGACGUAUAUCUGGAAAUGGAGAUGUUUAUCAAGAAAGACUAGCACGUUUAGAAAAUGAUAAAGAAUCUCUGGUUCUCCAGGUGAGUGUAUUAACAGAUCAGGUGGAAGCUCAGGGAGAAAAGAUUCGUGAUUUGGAAUUUUGUCUUGAAGAACACAGGGAGAAAUUAAAUGCUACUGAAGAAAUGUUACAACAGGAACUUCUGAGUAGAACAUCUCUAGAAACUCAGAAAUUGGACCUCAUGGCUGAAAUAUCUAAUUUAAAGCUAAAAUUGACUUCUGUAGAAAAGGACAGAUUAGACUAUGAAGAUAGGUUCAGAGACACAGAGGGCCUACUGCAGGAAAUUAAUGAUUUGAGGUUAAGAGUUGGUGAAAUGGACAGUGAGAGACUUCAAUAUGAAAAAAAGCUUAAAUCCACCAAAUCUUUAAUGGCCAAACUUUCUAGCAUGAAAAUCAAGGUUGGGCAGAUGCAGUAUGAAAAGCAGCGGCUGGAACAAAAAUGUCACUCAUUAAAGGAUGAACUUACAUCUUUAAAAGAACAGCUGGAAGAAAAAGAAUCUGAAGUACAAAGACUACAAGAAAAACUGGUUUGCAAAAUGAAAGGAGAAGGAAUUGAAGUGAUUGAUAGAGAUGAAAACUGUAAAAAGAAGCUCAAAGAAAAAAAUAUUGAAGUACAGAAAAUGAAAAAAUCUAUGGAGUCCCUGAUGGCAGCAAAUGAGGAAAAGGAUCGAAAAAUUGAAGAUCUUAGACAGUGUUUGAGCAGAUACAAGAAAGUACAGAAUAUGGUGAUGCUGUCUCAAGGGAAAAAAGGUAAAGAAGGUGAAUAUGAAGAAUUACCUAGCUCAAUUUCAGCCUUGUUGGAAAUGCAGAGCAUAAGUGAUCUGGAGAAAAGUCUGCCUUCUACUCCAGUUACAGGAUCUCCCAGCCUUGAUAUAUUGAACACAAGUAUUCCAGAAGAGCUUCAUAUGAGCAUUUUGCAAGUUUCAGUACCUUCAUUUUCAUUAAUGUCCAAAGAAUUGGAAUCAUCUGAAAAGUCAAAAUCUCCACCCAAAUCAGAGACUGCAGCUGACAUGAAUGAUGGAAAAAUAACUCUUGAUGCUGCUUUAGAAGUGCCACUGUGUGAUAAUCUGUUAUCUUCAACUCUGCAAAAAUCCAGUAGUCUGGGCAAUUUGAAAAAAGAAGUUUCUGAUACGGAAAAGGAGCCUCUUCAGAUGCUUCCAGAGACAAUACCUCCUGUGCAAAUCAGCAAAUUUGGGAGCUUUCCUCCCAAAGUCCAAGGACCUGGGCCUCCAGCAGAUGAUAAUGCCUUUGGCACUCGAAAAGCACGAUCUUCUUUUGGACGGGGGUUUUUUAAGAUUAAAAACAACAAGAGGACAGCAAGUGUACCAAAUUUGGAUCGUAGCCGAAGUGCAAGUGCACCUACGUUAGCUGAAACAGAAAAGGAAACUGCUGAGGAUCCAGCUCUGGCUGGCUUAUCUUCCCUAGGAAAGGAUGCAGAGUGCAUCAGUCCCUUCCAGAUAUCUCCACCUUCUCCAGACUCCAAAAAGAAAUCCCGGGGUAUCAUGAAGUUAUUUGGAAAACUUAAGAGGAGCCAGUCUACCACUUUCAAUCCAGAUGAUAUGUCUGAGCCCGAGUUCAAAAGAGGAGGAACAAGGGCAACUGCUGGACCUCGUCUGGGUUGGUCUAGAGACCUGGGGCAAUCAAACAGUGACUUGGAUAUGCCAUUUGCCAAAUGGACAAAAGAGCAGGUUUGCAACUGGCUCUUGGACCAAGGAUUAGGUUCAUACACGAAUUCAGGCAAACACUGGAUUACAUCUGGGCAAACUCUCUUGCAGGCAUCUCAGCAAGAUCUAGAAAAGGAACUGGGAAUUAAAUAUUCACUUCAUCGAAAGAAGCUACAGCUAGCUCUACAAGCCCUGGGAUCUGAAGAGGAAACUAAUCAUGGAAAACUGGAUUUCAACUGGGUCACCAGGUGGUUGGAUGACAUUGGUCUUCCCCAAUAUAAGACACAGUUUGAUGAAGGAAGGGUAGAUGGUCGCAUGCUUCAUUAUAUGACUGUUGAUGAUUUGUUGACUUUGAAGGUUGUUAGUGUGCUACACCAUCUUAGUAUCAAAAGAGCCAUCCAGGUGUUAAGGAUAAAUAACUUUGAACCCAACUGUCUACGGAGGCGACCAUCAGAUGAGAAUAAUAUCACUCCUUCAGAAGUUUCUCAGUGGACCAAUCAUCGAGUGAUGGAAUGGCUACGUUCUGUAGAUUUGGCAGAGUAUGCACCAAAUUUGAGAGGGAGUGGUGUACAUGGUGGACUCAUGGUUUUAGAGCCUCGUUUUAAUGUUGAAACAAUGGCUCAGUUGUUAAACAUUCCACCAAAUAAAACACUCUUGAGACGGCAUCUGGCCACCCAUUUCAACUUAUUGAUUGGUGUUGAGGCUCAACAUCAGAAGCGUGAGACAAUGGAAUCACCUGACUAUGUACUUCUAACAGCUACUGCCAAAGUGAAACCAAAGAAACUUACUUUCAGCAAUUUUGGGAAUCUGAGAAAAAAGAAACAAGAAGAAAUGGAGGAAUAUAUAUGCCCAAUGGAAUUGGGACAGGCAGCCAAGAAAGGAUAUAAUUCUGGUUUGGAUAUUUGUCUUUAUGAUGAUGACGAUUUAGACAGACUAGAACAGAUGGAAGAUUCAGAAGGAACAGUAAGGCAAAUAGGGGCAUUUUCAGAAGGCAUCAACAAUUUAACACAUAUGUUGAAAGAAGAUGACAUGUUUAAAGACUUUGCCACACGUUCUCCUAGUGCUAGUAUUACAGAUGAAGACUCCAAUGUGUGACAGUGAUAGCUGGGUACCUAUAAGGACUCCUCUUUUCUGUCCUAUUUCAGAAACAGAUUCAAGAGAUGUGUUGGGCUACAGAUUGUUCAUUUUAUCGUGCUCACUUCUACUUGUUUGGAAGUGAUUUUUUUCUCAAGGGGAUAAGGAAAGGGGUGGGGCAGGUGCCUAUUCUGAAGUUGCCAUGAACAAUGAAACACUGUUGAAUGAUAGUAUAAUGGUUUUUACUUUAUUUAAUGUACAAUUCUGUGAUAUAUUUAAAGUAUUGCUUUUUAAAUGAUGUUACUAUGUUGUUCUUCACAUUGGUGAAUGACUUUGGAAGAAAAUGGACUGUUAAGUAUUCCGUUUCAUUUACUGUGGCUUUUUUAGACAAAAAUUAAGUGAUCACUGGUAAAUUUCUAGACAUCAAUACAUAGAAUUCCUUUAACAACUUAAUAUGUUUACCUGAAUGUCACGGUUAUGUCCUUACAUGCCUUUUUACUAUUGCUAUCUUAUUUUUGUAUAUUUUUCUAAAGCAUGUAUUCAUACAUUAAUCACAGCAAAGAGAACUUUUAUUUUAUGGCAUCUUUUCAUAUAAUACCAUUUGCAAAUGUACCAACUGGCUCCUGGAAAGAUUAGACUUUCUGAGCUCAAGACUUUCUUACCUUACCAAAUGCUGACAAGUGUUGACCAUUGUGACAUAAUUAGUGAUGAGUUAAGUUAGUGAAUCUGAAAUCCCCAAGAAUUAUUUUUCUACCAUGGGUUGGAGUAUUAUGUAACUUAAGCUUUUGACUUCAAAUCCUGAAUUCUUUCACCUAAGAAGAAGAACUUGAGGGCUAUUUUUUAUUCUGCAAGUAGAAUAGCUUUUAAAAAAAUUAUUAUUCCAAAGGAGUUAUUUAGAAAGAAUUUCAAAAUAAAAAAAAAAAACUUUAUAAUAUUAAACUCCUUAUUUUUCUUCUAUAAACACAUUACCACAGCAAAAACCUACCAAUAAGUUGUCUAGUAUAUUUUAAUUAUAAACUCUCCUGUUACCAAUGAAUGGAGCUUUUGAAAUAGUUAACUUCCUUGAAGUUUAAUCCCAAAAUAAAGUUCUAUCCAAUCAGUUCAGUAUUCUUAUACUACUGGAAAAGUAGUUUGUGAUGUCAAUUUUGUUAUAUUAAAUGGAGCCCAAACUGUGCUAUGGUAUAGUGGUCCUAUGUUUUUUGGAAAGAGAAGAGAAAAUUUCAAAUAAAAUAUUUCCUACCAUUACAAUUUUUUAAGAUUUGGAAAAAAUUUUGACCCAAUAAUGUAUAUACAUAAAUUGUCAUGCUAAUUUACUCCUUUCUUCAGUAGGACAACUUAGUAAAUAACCCUGUUCAAGGAUCUUAAGAUUAAGGGAGUUCAUAAAUACUAUUAGGAUAUAUGAAUUGCAAACUUAUUUAAUUAUCAAAGACAUAAAUUUUUCAUUAGUCACCAGGAAAUUCUUUCAAGUCUUAUAGUUUUAGAUUAUUUGUAACUACCAUGAAUUGAUCAGAAUAUUACCUUUAACCCUACCAAAAAUUUUUUUUGAUAAUGGCAUCAGAAACUGUUAUUAAUGUACUGUAUUUUAAUGUAAAUUCAAAUAGCCAUUCAUUUUACUUAUUGGAAAAUUUACCAGCUUCCUGUUAUGGCUCUAAAUAACAUCUGGAGAAUAAUAUAAAUGCCAAAUUAGCUUCAUUUAGUGCAAUCUAGCUAACAAUUUUUUCUUCAAAAAAAAUUACAAAACAGCAUGCAAUACUGGGUAUUUCUAUGUAAAAGUCAAUUGGAAAUUUCCAUAUAUUCCAAUUCUUAGUCUUUUUUGGAAUUUUUUGACAACCUACAUGCAUUAUUUUUGUGAAAUCACUAGAAAUAUAGAAUACAUGCCAAAGAAUAGAAGUGUGAGAUUAUAACUUGUAAUGUUUUACUGCUAAUAAUAAAAAGACCUGAUUGUGGGUGGUCGUAGUGCAAGGGAGUACAAAUAUAAAAAAAUAACUCAUUGGCAUGAGUUUAGAAAGUAAAAAAAUACAAUGAAAGGAAGAUUGUAAAUGGAAUUUAGGUGUUAAUAUGAAUUCAACUAAAAAUUUGAAACUGUUAGGAAGGAAAUUUAGAGAGUAUAAAGUAGAUAAAAACAAAGGUAUUGAAUUCUAGAGAAUCCUGGAUGCUUUGUGUGGAUGUUAGUUACCAAACCUUGUUUAACCAGUCUGAGUCAAUCCAAACAGAAUACAUCCAGAUGGCAAGCCAGGAAGCAUAAUUUAUCAUCUUCUGCUAGGAUAUAUAGUCUUUACUUUAGAGCUAGAAAAGAGAGAUGACCAUGUACAAAUAACAGGUGCAACUUAAUGACUACCUACAAAAUCUGUUUUGUGAAAAAAAAAAAAUCUAUCUUGACAGCAUCUCAUUUUGGAAAUUUCGAAGUAAUUUAUUGCCAAGAAGAUGGGCCAGAAAUCAUCCCAAGAAGUGACUCGGGAGGACAAGCUUGAUCUCAAUGCUAUGUGUAACAUUUUUAAUCAAACUGUGGUCCAUGCUGCUCAGAAACUGAAAGACUGUCUUGGAUUUGAAGAGCUUCAAAAUAAACUGUCCCUAAAUUCCAAUGCAUUGAAUGAGAUCUUUUAAAUUCAUUUUAUUAGUUUCUGCCAUAAAAAUGGAAUGGAUAAGAAGAUUACUACAAACAAAAUGACCAAGAAUCAGGCCAUGUUGUUUAGGACUGAUUGGAUAUGGACAUUCUGGGGCUCUUGUAAGGAAAUCCUAUUUCAACUGUUUAUACAGACUUUACAGAUGUCCACGGCUCUUCACAUUGAAUCUAAUUCCUGUGACCUGCUCAACAAGGAUGUGGUGUUAGAUGUGUAUACUAGUGGAGGGGGGGAAGGAGAUCGAUUUGAGAAAAUGGAAGAAUUCUGUAAUUUGAUAGGUGAGGACUGUCUGGGUUUAUUUAUCAUCUUUGGUGUGCUAGGAACGCCUGAAGGCAUCAGAGGAGUUCUCUUGGACAGUAUUGAAAAUAAGAAAAUUCAAAACUGCCUAUCAGGAGAAAAGGCUAUAAAACAUCUUAAAUACAAAGAGCUGUCUAUCUACCAAAGAACUGUUAGAAAAGUACUUGCAUAAAAAUGAUAAACUGAAUAAGAUAAGCAAGGUUUAUAUUAAUUUUUUCUCAAUUUUAGAUUAGGUAAGCCAAGCAAAUAUAAACCCAUUUGUCAAAGCAAAGGAUUUUAUUCUUUUCAAGCAUAAGAGCAUUUAAUGUGUCAGCAUUAAUUAAUGUAUUUAUGUGUUAAAUGGGUUUAGAACAGCAUUGUAUCAAGUGAUAGAUUCACUUCUUUUGGUGGCAAAUAAAAAAAUGCUAAGCUAUGUUCCAAAUGAUUGUAUUAUUGUGAUUAUGAAACAGGAAAAAAAAAAAAG
Messenger RNA from Sarcophilus harrisii (Tasmanian devil), 6713 nucleotides. RefSeq names its product PPFIA binding protein 1 (gene PPFIBP1). The transcript has 30 exons. The record is from RefSeq and is a predicted model, not a curated record. Gene Ontology annotation, cellular component: presynaptic active zone. Gene Ontology annotation, biological process: neuromuscular junction development. Gene Ontology annotation, molecular function: protein binding. Bases 261 to 3353 code for a protein of 1030 amino acids. NCBI's taxonomy places the organism in Eukaryota, Metazoa, Chordata, Mammalia, Dasyuromorphia, Dasyuridae.